AUGGAAGGAGAUUGUUUGAGCUGCAUGAAGUAUCUGAUGUUUGUCUUCAAUUUCUUCAUAUUUGUAAGUAUCCUUGGAUUUUCCGUCACAUACCACCUCUUUCAUAUCUCUGCUUGUGAGGUCAGUGCUGGCUAUACUGUGAUAGACUUGCUUCAAUACAGAAUUGCCCUUCAGUUUCAUAUAUAACAGCAUCUGAAACAUACAUAACACCUCUCAUCAUAAGCUGCCAGGACACUUAACACCCCCAUGGCUUGGUAUCACUGAUAAGGGGAGUGGAUACUGUUCUUCUAACAAUUAGUAAGACCUGUGAACAGAUCUCUAGACAAGAUUUUCAAGCAUUUAUCCAGUCACUGGCUAAAUUGGCACUGUAUAGUUUAUUAAAGUAUGGAAUAUAAUUACAUCAUGUCUUAGAACUUCUUCUUCCAACAACCAUAAAGUUGCAUAAAGAGCAUGCUAACCCUUUUGUUGAUCAUUUCUAAGCCAAACUAACUAACACUAUUAGAAUGGUCAACGUAGCAAUAGGAACAAUAAACCAGUGUCAUACGGUGUCAAGAGUUUCAUGCUAUGAAGAAAAUUGCUGAAGUUCAGCUUCCUGUGAUGGUUGUGUUUUUUGUUGAAGAACGCACCUCUGGAAACACACCUAGAAUAAUAAUAAUAUAUUGUGUAUCUGUACAGUUUGUAUAGUACAGGUGAAUCAUUUUGGCGGGCAGGGGAAACUUAUUAUGUCAGAUUUAAUAACACGGGAUAAAGAAUGUAUUAUACAGGUAAGGGACAGUCUAGCAGCCCUGCCAAGCCCAUUUUUAUAUCUCAAAAUGAAUGAAAGCUUUGCAAAGAUGGGGCCUAUGUCUCUGAUGUCCCCGAGGUUGUCCUAUUGCUUCUUCCAUGGAUUCUACACAGGAAAUAAUUACACAGGAAGAGCUGAGCUAUAAAGAAAACAUGGGUGCUUCCUUGCUAUAAAUAGCCCAAAUAAUGAAAAGUGUGUGUGAUUGUGUGUGUGUGUGUGUGUGUGUGUGUGUGUGUAUUGGUGGGGGAAAUUGUAGGAAAUGCACACUGUGAAAAAAGUAAGCUUGCAUGGUAGAAAGCUAGCUUAGUCAUGCAGCUAUUGUGUUGGUUAGAUCUCUUAGCUGGGGAUGAACUCACUGGAGGGAAUCUAGAAAGGAACUGAACGUCUUUAUCUGAAAUAUUUCCCUUUUUGGCAGCUGGGUGGUACAUCUCUACUGGGAGUUGGAAUAUGGGUCAUAGUGGAUCCCACAGGAUUCCGAGAGAUAGUGGCUAGUAAUCCUCUGCUCUUCACGGGGGCAUACAUCAUGCUGGCAAUGGGAGCAAUGCUCUUCCUGCUGGGGUUCCUUGGCUGCUGUGGAGCCAUCCGUGAGAACAAAUGCCUCCUUCUCUUUGUAAGUACUGUUGGCUCUUUCAUAUGUGGUUUUCUUUUGUAUCUGUCUGCGUGGUAUGGAUAGCUGAUUAGGUAAUACUGGUACAGAUUGUUUUGCACAUCCAAUUGUUUGCAAACUGCAGUUUUUGCACAGUUGACAACUAAAGGCAUUUCAUCCUAAUCUGCAUGCAAGUUCUGCUGUACAGCUAAUGAAUUGCUUGUUGCAAUCACUUAUAAGUAAUAAUCAUAACUACUUGAAAAUAAACACUGCACCUAUCUUGGCACAACUACCGAGGGGUAGAAUUUAAUGUGUUCAUAAGCUAGUACUGUUACACGUGCAAGAAGAACAUAUAGAUAUUUUGAGCAUGGAAAGCUAGUAGCCAUUUUGCUGCCUACAUAGGUAGAUCUUUUAGGUUAACUUUGUGUGCAAGCCAUUUCAAAUUAAAACUCUGAAGAAGGUGACGAAAUAGCAGGAAAAGGUAAAGAGAUCUGUAGUGUGCUUAAUUUUUGUUUGUUGUUUGUUUGUUUUAUUUUUGGUUUGUUUUUAAGUGUAGGGUUUUAAAUGUUUCAAUUGCAUUUUUAAUCGUUAUGAGCAGCUUUGAGGAUUCUAGUAAAAAAUAAACAUUGCAGAACUCCCGUUGAGUAGAUAUGAAUAUGGGCUCCAGAGUCCAAUUGUAGCCUGAUAAAUAACAUUUAAUCUCAAAUAUUGAAUGUUAUUUGGGAGGGGGAAAUUGUGCCUGCAGCUAUGAAUAGUGCUAUAGGAUGGUUCAGGCUUCUAACAAGCUACAGUUCCCAAAGUACAGAUGUAGUAGGGAAUUGUGAUUUGCUUAAGAGUAGAUGCAGAAACAUCUGAUCUCCUCAUUGCAGCUGCAAAAGAGGAGACAAUGAGAAGCACAUGAUAUAAAACUUUGCUGCAACUCAUUCAUAUAGUGGGAAAUCAUAGUUUCUUGUUACAUCUGGUCCUGUAAGUACUUUAGGACAAAAGGACAUAAAAAGAACCCUGCUGGAUCAGAUCAAAUGACUGUCUGUUCUGGCAGUCUCUUCUCACAGUGGCCAACCAGUUACAAGACAUCUCACUCAUGUUUCCCAGCCACUUCUGUUCAGGGGCAUAACAUCUAGCCCAGUUGGUUAGAGCAUAGGACUGAUUAUGGCAAGGUCCCAUAAGGGCUACCUGUAUAUUCCUACGUUUCAGAGGGUUGAAUUAGAUGACCAGUGCCUUCCAAUUGUAUGAUUUAAUGAUCUCUGAUAACACGUCACCAUUGAUAGCCCUAUUCUCUAUAUUUUACCCCUAUAAAACCACCUGUAUUUUCAUCAAGUGUGCAUACACAAGUGCUCCCAUAAGAACUUUAUACCUUAUCUGCACCCCCAUUUCUCCCAUAUAUCCAUCAGCAUGCACUAUUUAAUCAGCCCUAGAGUCAAGAGUAUGAAGUCCCCCUUUGUCAGCCUUCUUCAAGCUGCAAGUGAACUCCAAAAAAGUAAUCAAUUAGUUUCUAAGAAGUCCUUAAGGCACAAAACUCUAGUGCGACUGUGGCCCACAAAGUUUGCCAUAUCACAUUUGGGUACAUGUGGAAAGAAAAACCUAAAGGUGUGGAUGUGUGCAUGUGCACAUGUGUGCACACCAUCUGGGUCAAGUAGAUUUGGGUUUCAUUAUAAUGUACAUUAUAGCGAUGCCAUACAUAAUGAAAGGAAGCCUGUGAUUGAAGUGGAAAGCUGCAACAUUUUUGUUGUCCUAGUUCCCCACCCAGCCACCCUUCAAUUUGCCUGUUAUCCUAUACACCUGAGGGCGUGCGUAAUGGCUAAACUUUUCAUUUGGUACGUCAUUUUAUUCGGUAUAAAAUGGGAUGGAAAAAGUUAUAUAAGAGUUUCCCCCCAGGGACAAGGACUUCCCAAAUGGAGGUUUCUUCCAAAGAGGGAGUGAUGGGAAAGAAUUGACUAUGCAAAGCGAUUUAGUGUGUGACUUGUGGAAAUAUUGGCCUGGCGAGAUUUUCAUAUUUCUUCAGGAAGUUCAAAUGAAGUGGCUGUUAACUGUAGCUGGGGUUGUGGGAGAAGUAUUACUUUCAUGGACUGAUCAAAAUCCAAGUCCUCAUAUGAAGUUUUCAAAAAUAGAUGAGCCAGAGGCUUCCUGAGAGAGAUUUUGCAGUGAUACAUAAUAAAUGCCUAAAGCUUUUAGCUCAAGUGUAAACUCAAGGCAAGCGUACAGCAUGGGUAAGAGACAAGAGAGAAACAUGCAUCCCAAGGGAAGUUCUCAAGCUUCUUUCUGCUUAGAGAUUAUUUUUCAUGUUAUAUUUUUAUAAGAAAUGUUGCAGUUGAAUCUGAUAUGUUGCAUCAAGCGUCAGGCUGUGUUGUGCUUCACAGCCCCCAAAGCUGUUGUUCUAGCAGUUGAUCUUUGCAAGGUUGUGUUUUUUAAAAAAAAGCACAAAAAAACACUGCACACUGCUUGGAAGACUUAGAAAUGAGCUUGCUGUGAAAUACCCCUAAAGCCAUUUCACUUGCUGCUUGAUAAAAUAGUGGGGUCCGCGGUGUAUAUUUGAAUUUUGGAAGGCUACAAAGGAGUAUAAAUCAGUCUUGGUGUACCCCUAAGAAAUUCCUUUGUAUUACGAAUCUGUCCCUUCCUCUUUCUCCACCCACACUGCAACAAAGGUAAAGGGGGGGGGAGAACUAAGUACUGCUUGAUCUAAUUUUUACUGAGGACCAAACUGGCACCAGGGGGAACUUUCCUCUCAUUCAGGUGGUUAAUGCACUCAUCCCCCUGGCCGCAGUGCCAGUCCUGUUUCCCCAAGCCAGCAGCUAGACAAGGGCAAAUUAUGUGAUGAGUUUCAUGUUUAGUUUGACCCUCAAAACAUUCCAGUAUGCAAGUUACGGUAUUAUUUGCAGAUACAGAUGGGGAAAUGAGGCUGAGAAAGUCUUCUCCCAUACCUUUGGAUAAUGAAACUGUGGAUGGUCUUUUUCUCCGUGUGAGAGUGUGGUUAUUGUUAUUGUUUAUUACUAUGUUAUGUUUUGUGUGUUUUUGUGUUUUUAUAUUGUAAACCGCCCUGUGAUCCUCAGAUGAAGGACAGUAUAGACAUUAAAUAAAUAAUAAUAAUAAUUUGCCCAAUGACUCUGGGGCAGGAAAUCUAUGUCAAAGUGAUGGGAGCAGGGAGGCCUUGGCAGGGAGGCCAGAGAGUGGAGGAUUUUAAGUGAGUUGGUAUGAUCAACAGUGAAUCCAUAUGAUCAGCAGAAAGGUUUGUAAAGUAAAGCCUUGCAGUUUUGCAGUCUGGCGUGUCCUUGGAUGUUUUGUUGAUCUAUGGAUUUGGCAGAUUUCUUCCAGUGUAGCUGCAGAUUUCCUUUGCAUGGCAAGGACAAAUUCCUCACUCAGCUUGAUUUAUCGUUUUGAUUAUUUUGAGAGAUUCUGUCCCAGCUGUUUGCUGUAGAUGUACAGUGAUUUGUCUGCCUUUCUUUUUCUCUCUUUCAGUUCUUCAUGUUUAUUUUGCUAAUCUUCCUGGCAGAACUCUCAGCUGCAAUCCUGGCUUUUAUCUUUAGAGAAAAUGUAAGUAUUACGAUGUCAGCAUGCUACCCUGCAGAUUUUGGUUCAGGUGGACUUCAGGUUAGAAGGUUAUAAGCUUGCCGAGUUGAUAUCUGUUAGGAUGGCAGUGGACCAUUUUCCCCAUUAUUACUCCUGGUCUGAACAUCAUGCAGUCACCUGUUGAAUGCAAGCAAAAGAAACUUGUGUCAAGUAGAUGGUUUAUGUGUAGAGGAGAUAACAUGCCCCCCAAAGGUUUCCAGAGUUAAGGAGCUUAUGCCGGCUCAUACUUAAAAAAAAAUCAUCCUCAUUAAAAUUGAAUUAGCUUUAGUUUCAUAGAUCACAGUCAAAAUUAAUAACAGUUUGAGAGGUUAAAAGAAUAUAGCACAGCAGGAUAGGAAGAAGUAAAUUCAUCAUAAGUUAUUUCAUUGUGCCAGUAUGAAGAAUCUGUCACAUGCAUGCUUUUCCAAGUCUGCAGUGCAAUGCUUAUCUAUCCAGUACCACCUGUAGUGAAAACAGAGCUUUAAAUCAGCUCAGAUAGACCAAACAUUCCUUUAAUAAAACUGCUAUCAUAUUUAGGCUGCCAUUUUCCUCUUGUCUAGAGGAUGGACUAAGCUGAUGCCCUAUCACAAGUCCAUUCCAUCUUUAUUUGUGUGAGUUUUUCAAAAGAAUGCACAAAAAAAUCUACGUUUGAAAUGUAUGCAUUUGUAUGCAUUUCUUAUGUAAAACACACACUUUUUACUUAUAUGUAUUUCAAUGCAUUUUCUUCAUAAAAUAUGUAUGCUUAUUGUCCAUAAAACCCAUAUUUUUGUGCAUACCUUCUGCUUACUAAAGCUGAAUUGUAAAAUCUAACUGCAAGCAAGUUCAGUAGUGCAGAUUUACCCACAAUUCUCUGUGAUGCAAAACAAAAUACAAAAAGAGACAACUACACAUUCCUAAACAAAGGGAUUGGGGUUUUUUGCUUUUACAUGGGGGGGGGGGUCCUCGGUUGGGGGGGGGGAGACUUGGAGCAAUGACCAAAGCUUCCUAGGAACACCCACUUCCUUAGAAACUCUACUGUAAGUGUUGACUUGCAAUAUAGGCAAACAUGAGAUACUUCUUUUUUUGCUUUCACUUGUUUUCUUGUUGCAAAUGUGAACACAGGAAACCCACAUUUACACCUUACAUAGCCAAAGUUAGCUGGUGUGUCCUGGUGCGACUUCAGUUGCUUUUGUCCAUUGUUCUAUUUGGCAAAUUCAAUUUCCUGCAAAAAAUUUGCUUUGCUUUUGUAUUUUGCUUUGUAUUUAUUUGGCUGUUUUCUGGCACAAAUCUGCAGCCUCAUUUCUGUGUGUUUGGGUUUUUUGUUUUAAAAAAGAAGAGCUAAAGAUAGAGACAUUUAGCAAAUAAACCUGUGGGAAUGGCAGAAAAACAAAGUUUUCACUAAUAGGGUGAGAAUGAGAAUGACACAAAGGAGCCUGUGGACAGAAACUUUGGCAUAGUGUAACUCAAUGCUCUAUAAACACAGGGCUUGCUUUUAAUUCCCCUGUGUUUAAGGAAGUAGGUGGUUAGAUUUUUAAAAACAUUGCAAGCCCCAAGAGCCCAUUGUGUUCUGUAGUAAGCUGCAGUGUAAGCUUCCAAGGGGUAUUUUGGUUCACCGCUGUGGGAGCUUGAAUAAUGGUGUGUCUUAAACAUAUACCUUUCACUUGAGGUUCAAGAAAACGUAAGAUUUUUCCCUGUGCAUAUAGAAACAUACAUACCUGCAUAUAUAAUUUUAUUUGUAUGCCACCUUUCCUCAGUUCAAACCAUGCUCAAGGUUGCUUACCACAUGAAAAAAUUGCAUAACAACAACAUAACAAAAGUAGUCAUAGUAAAUGAAACAUUUUUUAAAAAAUACACAACUAAGCCAAACCAUUUCCACAUAAAUCACAAGGGCUAAAAUAAAGAUACAAAAAAAUCAGCAGCAAUAACCCCCAACCACAACAGCCUCUGCCAAACAGCACCCUAGCCUAAGAGUCUGGGCAGCAACCUCAGCUUUUGUAGUUGGAGUCAGUCAAGACCCCGUCCUCCCAGGCCAGAUGGAAAAAGGCCUGUGUGAAUAUUAAACCUUCCAUUCUAGUCACUCUUCAUUUUUCUCUGGCCUUUCUGAUAUCAACUGUAUGAUUCACAGAGUUACCAAUGAGCUCAUUCUCCUGUUCCUUUAUUCUGCCCAUAUCACCUCUCCCUGCCUCCCUCUUAGAUUCUUUCCUUCCAAGAUACAAGUUUUGGCCCAUCUCUUUCUCAAGGACUCUGCAAAUUCUGCAGCUCCCUGUUGCUAAUUUAUUGCUUUCUUAACACCCUUUGUGCUGGCUAAAUAAUUGCCACUAAUAAUAAUGACACAUAGUAACAUUGUUACUAAGCUUUCUACCAUCAGUUUGGUGCUUUUUUAAUAUAUGCAGAUUUAGGAAGCUGUUGUUGCAGGUUUGUGUGACUGAUUAAACACAUAAAUUUGGGAAGACUCAGUGGUAAAGCAACUACAGAAAGUCCCAUUUUCAAUCCUUGUUAUCUCUAGGUAGAAGUAGACAUUCCUGCUUGAAACCCUGAAAAGUUGCUGGUCUGACUCAGUGUAAGGCAGCUUCCUAUGUUUCUAUGGGCUGUGGAACUGAAUUGCACACAUUACUUAAGUUGUACAGUGGUCACAAUGAAAUCCAGUAGCUUGAUCUUGUGCAAAAAAAUAAGAUUGUGGUGUUGCAUCCUCAACAGGGCUCAGAUAUGUACCUUUAUUUCAUUUUGCAGUUGGAACCCACUUCCAAUAUUCAAUACUUCCCAUUGUUUGUCAGAACAGCCCUGAGAACCUUGGACUUACUCCCCACCCACAAAUAUUCCCAGUUCUUUGUUCCAUCUUGCAAGUUUUCUCUUCAUGUCUCUCCUGCCAUAAUCUCUCCUGUCCUCCAGCUGUGCAUUGCUCUGAGGCUUCUCUUGACCCUCCAAAGUAUAUUUGGGGAGGACAUGGAAAGAAAGGGGCUCAUUGCACUAGUGAGAAUUGUUGAGCUGGCUUCCACUAGCACAAUCAUUUAGCUGAACAAGAACCCUAGGGGCUUUUUUACCCCAAAGUAGAGUUCACAUUCUAUUGCUUAUAUCCUCUUGUUAUUAAUACAACCCACCAUGUCUCUAGGCUCAUGAUCUUGGAAAGUGUGCUUCUGUUCAUAACAUAUGUAGACACUUGUGUUUGGGUGCCCAUGCUAUCAGGGACAUAUGUUAUUACUUCUGUUUCCAUGGCUUUAUUUCCUUAAACAAUAUGUACUUCGCUUUGUGACUUAGAGGAAAAUGUAUUUUCUUUCCUUUAAAGAUCUUCAAGAUCUUUACCUAUAGUAAUAUAUUGCAGUAUUUCAGUUGGUUGCUCCCGUUAAUGAAUCUGUUGAAAGCAGAACAAUCAUCUUUCUUUUCUUUUUUUUUAAAAAAAAAGCCUUUUACUGGUUUGACAGGACUAAUUGUAGUGUGUGUUUUAUACAGAAGAAAUUAAUGAGGGAGCAAGUAUAGAGUAACCUUGCAGCAGACUUAACAAGGAUUUAACAUCGGUUUAAUUUUUCCCAAAGAGGCUAUGUUUUCACCAUUAUUAUUUUUUUUAAAAAAGAAAAGACCUUAAAAUAAGUAAAGAAGUGAGGUUUAGAAAGUCAAUGCUGAAAGAGUCAUAUCUGUCCAAAGGUUAGAAGGAAAUAAUGUCUCUCUUCUCAGCUGGUGUUCUCUGCAAUUGAACAGAAGGGAAAGAACUGCACUUUGUAAGGAGUUUUAGAUACCCCAUUUCAAGUAGCACAGGCAGGGAGAAAGCGUAAUUGUGUCUUGGUGGCAACAGCUAUUGCUCUAUAAAUAGCGACCACUUCCUGGGGAUCUGUUGGGGUCUGGUCAAUACUGCUCUUGUUUUCUGAAUUUGUUGAAUUCUUUCAGGACAGCGCAAAUAGAAGACCUCACACAUAGUAGAGGAAAACCACACACUUGCACAAGCUGUUACGCUACACAUUUAGGUAUCAGCAGUCCAGGUGUGCAUGUUUUUCUUUCCGUGUGCCUAUGAACAAUGGGGAUAUGCUUUCCUGUGAUUGUACAGUGUUUUUGAGCAUGUUGCAGUAUUAAGGGAGGGAAACCAAAAGAACAGACUAUGGGUGUGGCUGUGCAAACUAUCCUUCAGGCACAAGCAGCAUUCAUUUCUUGCAUCAAGCUCACCUAGUGACCUCACAACUCACAAAGUUUUCAACGUAUGCCUGUACUUGGCUGGGUGGGUGUGAUACUUUAUGGCUGCAGGGAGCCUCACUGAGCAUUCUGAGAAGCAUAUUCUAGAAUCAUUGCAUUUUACAAUGGCUAUUGCGGCACCCUUAGUGGUCUUUCUGAUAUUAGCGCUGUGGCCCAAGCAUCUUCUGCAACUUUGCAAAGGACUAUGGAGCACACCACUUAGAUCACAUAGUCUCCACUGACUCUCCUAAAUGUAUUGCUGCCCCAAGUAGUGUUCCUUGUGUUCCUACUGUAGUUGAGCCAGCCCAGUCUGCCAUAUUAGCAGGGAUGCUAGCAGGACAAGUAGGACAUGUGCUGCCCAUGCUAUUCUUAAAGGUAAAAGGUAAAGGGACAACUCUGGGGUUGCGGCACUCAUCUCACUUUACUGGCCGAGGGAGCUGGCGUACAGCUUCUGGGUCAUAUGGCCAGCAUGACUAAUCCACUUCUGGCGAACCAGAGCGGCGCACGGAAACGCCAUUUACCUUCCCGACGGAGCGGUACCUAUUUAUCUACUUGCACUGCAUGCUUUCGAACCGCUCGGUUGGCAGGAGCUGGGACCAAACGACGAGAGCUCACCCCAUUGUGGGGAUUUGAACCGCUGACCUUCCAAUUGGCAAGCCCUAGGCUCAGUGGUUUAGACCACAGCACCACCCAAAAUAUAGGUCUUUACUUGGCUAUAAUUGGGGUACCAUAUCAGGCUGCGUUCAGGUAGGGGGAACCUGGAGAAGAGACUCUGCAGAAGGUUGCAUAUGAUCAUAGGAAGCUACCUCAUACAGAGUACGACUCUUGGUCCAUCUAUCUCAGUAUCGUCUACAGUUCAGAAUCUAUACUGAGUGGCAGCAGCUUUCCAGGAUUUCAGACAGGGGAGUCUGCUUGGAGAUGCUGGGGAGUGAGCCAGAAAACGAUCACAUGUAAAGCUGUGGCCCUUCCCCAUCAGAUGUUGUGGGCUACAACUCCCAUCAGCUCCAGCCAGCAUGGCCAGUGGUUGGGGUUGAUAGGAGGAGUAGUUCACAACACCUGGAGGGAACCACAUGAGCUAUCCCUGACCUAGUGACAAUAUCUUGGUGCACAAUGCUUCCUUAAAAACCAGCAUAAACCUGUGAGGUGGGAAGGUUUGUUUGGAGGGCCGGGGUGGCCAGUUGGCCCAGAAUUACCAUUUGAACACCCCUGUGUUCACCAUCCCUUUGGUUCAGUGUCAAGUGCUAAAUCAACUAAGUGGGUGGAUAAAUAUUUCCUAAGAUAAAUAUUUGGAGUGGUGGUGAAGAGGUAAUGUAAUAUGUUUUGGCCUACUGUUACUUCAGGCAGCCGAGCCACAAUAUGGUGAUGGAGGUAGAAAGUUGAAGGUAAUUAGUUGUGCUGAAGUAACAGAUCAGAGUGAAAGGAUAUUAAAUAUCCUGGCAAGUGUAGAAAUUAUUUCUUUGAGUGCUGCACCAUUCCGUGUAGAUGCAGCCUCUCCGCACUUCCUUAUUAGCUUAUUGGCUUGUGAGGUGGUAUUAUGCUUAAUGCUCUGCAUAGCCCGUCUCCCUCUUGAGACAGAUAUAAUUGAUAGACGCUUCACUGUCUGCCUUAUGGUGCAACACAACUUUUCCUUGUACAACAUCUUGUGUCCAAAGCUCUCACGGCACUAUAUGGGGUUAAAUUAUAUAGUUAGAGGUAAAUAAUUAAUAGCAGAGGGGAAAGAAGAAAUUAAGAACCACAACAAGGCUUAAGAGAGAUGUUAUCUGCUGAGAUUUGAAGUAGGGCAGAUAGCAGUGAAGCAGACAGGCAAGGAAUCGGUUUCAAAUGGCUGAAGCUGUUAGAGGAGAAGAUCCUUCCCUUGAAUAAAGCUUGGAGGGUUGGAGAAGAGAACUGAGAGGGGAGCAGCGAGGGAGAGUCAGCAACAGUUGAGAAGAGCUCACAGUUUAGAGGUGUAAAACAAUGUUAAAAACAAAGUGGUUUUCAAAGUGAAAGAGCAAAAACCACUAUUAGAAGUUUAGAACUUGAGUCUUAUUAAAAAUGAAAUGAAUGGUGAGGCUGAAGACUUGUGGUUGUUGAUACACCACCACCAGCACAGAAAGUGAUGUUUUCUCCUCUAAAGAGAUCACGGGCAAGUCUCAUAGUAAGAGACAGGUGAAAGGUUGUUCUCUUACAAGUGACAGCACUACAACAAUUGCUGCUAGGUGCUAUUUGUCAUGUGUGAGGCUUAUCGAGUAGCAGCUGGAGGCUGCUUUUCAUCAAUAACUGCCACAACUUACUAAAAUACCUCAUUAGGAAGAUCAGCAUAUUAAGGUGGUGGAUGUGCUCUCAAGUGGAAGAAGAUAAACAAGCUUUGUAGUAGCUGUGGAAGAAUCCAUUCUUCCUACUCUGCUUAGAUCAGUCUGGAUCCUUUUGAGAGAAAUGACCUUCCCCACAUCAUGUGCCAAAUGUUGCCUUUCAGAAAGCUCACAAUAAUAGCUAUAUGGCAGGGCGAUGCUACUCCAAAUUCAUUUCAGCUUUCAUAGCAGUAGCAAUACCUGCUGAAUAACUUUCCUGCUGUUUAACAAUUACAGGCAUAGAUGUGCCCUUCAGCGCCUGAGGUCAAGUUCAUAUUGGGACUGGCAGUAGUUCUUUUUUCUUGUCGUUUCAAAAUUUACCUGUUCUUAUAGUUGGGAGAGAAGCUGCUUUCUUUAUCACCUCCUCUCCUCACCCCCUUCCUUCCUUCUAUAAUGUAGGAGCAUCCCAAGCACAAGGGGAGUUUGGGGAGGGGAAGGGAAUGAGAAGAUGGGGAGGAAGGUUUUUCUCCCUGCUGCAGCAGCAGGCAGUUAAGGAGGUGGGUGGGGGAUCCCAUUUUCUCCCUGGGCCCCCAAGCAGUUCUUCUUCAGCUCAGCUUGCAUUCCAAUCUGGAGGGAGGUCUGCUUAGAAUACACAUUCCAAGAGUGCCAAAUUUGUAUGCUGACAUAGGUAAUUAUGAGACUCAGCAGCAGCACUACAGAAUGCUGCAUCUAUUAAUUCAAGUAUUUUUAUGCAGUAAGGAUAGGACACAGAGAGACCUUCGCAGCCUAACACAAACCUCUAAUAAAGGAGAGAAACAGUGCUUGGUCAGUACUACUGAUUUUAGACUGGUUUGUUUUAUGGAUUUCUUUUAACACUGAAAAUAAGCCAUGUGACUUAUAUUAUUAACUGCCUCCCGCCCCCACCUUUGUCCAGAUACUUGGAACAAAGUAAAAUGUUAUACUAGUGAAAGGAAGGAGUUUCUUUUCUGGCCAAUAAGCACAAUCCCAGCGCUGGGCUUUGUUUUAGGUCAAAUCUCAUAAAAAUCACAAACACAAACCUCAAACAUUUCCUUUGGGAUCAUGCCUGUCAAAAUAAAGGUUUCACUUUAUAUUCAAAUGACUCUUUUGUUUCAGAACUGGUCAAAGGAAGCCAAUUGGGACUAUUACCAACUGUAAUAUUAGUUUCAAAGUCUGCACUUAGGAAACAGACAAGCAUCAAUAAAAAGUCUGGGCGGCUGUCUCCGCAGGAUGGGAGCCUGGGCGGGUAAAUUAUGCAAAAGAAGGGAAGGGAAACACAAUGCUGGAGCACAUGGAGUGGCACCUUUUAACCCCGAGGCCCCUGACGGUGCUGCGUUAUUUCCCCGGGGAGAAUCUCCAUCCGGCCUGACUAACAGGCAUUUCCACUCGAAGGGAACACGGCCUCUUCCCAUUGGAGUUGCUGGAGGUGUAGCUUCAACAAGCCCACUGUGACUUCUGUGAGGUCUGCAGGAUUUCCAUUAAUUUUAGUAAUAAAGUUCCAGGGAAAACAAUAUAAAAAGUAAAAUGACCCCCCAGUGUGUUGGUAGCACACGUUGUAUUACUGAGAACUUCUUAAGUCUUAACUGUUAAGUGUUCAUUCUGCUUAAAUGCGGAAGAAGCGUCAGAAUGUGUGUGUGCAUGUGUUUUCACCUACCUGGUUAAAAUUUGUUCUGCUAUACUUCUGGCAUGACUAAGGGCUCAUCCACACUUUGAACUGCUGCUUCCCCCCAAGAAAACCUGUGGUUUAGUGCUGAGUCAGAACAGACGAGUUUUCUGCAGAUUGCCAUUGGUUCCAAUGUAGCACUAAAGACUGAGUUUGCCAUGGGAAAGGAGCAGGGCUAAGGCAAAAAGGCUUGGACCCUUGGCUAGAAGGCACAAGACAGGCAGAAAACUCUUUGGCUCCAUGCUUUCACGGGACAAACGGAUCUGUGAAUGAGCGCUAAGAGGGAUCUAGAAAGAUGGUUCUAGCAGUGACCACAAAGGGUACUCUUAUGAGCGAGCGGCUUUCAGCAAAUUGCCAUCAUUUCGAUUGAAUUUAUUCCCAGCCUUUAUAGGAGGGAAGUGGCCUGAACUGGUAUUUAAUUUUCUGUUUUUAUUUGCAGUUGUCAUUCACCAUGACAGUUGAAGAUGCAAUUAACAAAAGUUUAUGAGCAUUGAACAUGUACAGUGUUAAAGUAUAAUUACUGACUGUAAAACUGGAGAAGCAGUGGAAUGAGACAACACGGGGGUUGUUCACACACAGUGCUAAACCGUGGUGUAGCACUACAUGAAUGAGACGUGGCAUACCUGAGCAAAGCAUAGAGUUCCCAUCCUUGCCCCUUUUCUCUCCUCCUUCUGAGUGGCUGGGAGGAAUGCUUCUGUCUAGUUCAGAUGUACUUUUAAAGAACCUUCAUUUACAGUUUUGACCGGGCCUCCUGGUUCAAAUGCGAAACUAAAGCUGAGAUUACUUUAAACUGAACAAAACUUGACAGUUGUCUCCCUCUUGGCUUUGCAGGAAGAGACGGGAGUGCAUGAGAAAAGUACAGUAUUUCUCCAGUGUUUCCCAACCUCACCUGGGACCUUUGCAUGCAGAGCAUAAGAUCCACCACUGAACUGAAGUCUUUUCUCUCAAAUUAUUAGGUGGGAGGAGUGUCUUGAGCAAACUUCAAGGGAAUAUGAAGCCCCCUCAUGCCAUGGCCUUUUCUAUCCCAGCUCAGAAUAAAGGAUAUGGGUCACCUAUCAAUUUAUCAGCAAGCAUCUCUCGUGCUGGCUAUCCUGGACCCAGGUGGAAUUAGCACCCCGUCUCAGUCACAAAAAUUUAGACGACCUUGUAAGGUUAAUCUAUGAUGUGCUCAGAGCACUGGCAGCAUCUAAGCACUGCUAGCCACUAUAUUUCUGCACUUUGAAUAGCAGGCAUGAAUCAUUUCUCGUUUUGCUUCAUUCUGUAUGUUGCAGUUGACCAGAGAGUUUUUUACAAAGGAACUCAAGAAGCACUAUCAAGGCAACAAUGACUCCGACGUCUUCUCUUCCACCUGGAACUCGGUCAUGAUCACAGUGAGUAGUAGCUUGCCUAGUGCAUCACUGCAGAUGGACCCUGAGCCCUAAUGAAUGAUCACUAGUCACCUUUAAGUAGCCUUACAAAGCCUAGACAGAUAUGUAUGGUAUAUGAUACAAUGGCCAAGAGGUAAAAUGUAAUGACUCCCAUCCAUUUGUUGGGGAGAAAACGGAUGGCAGACAAAACGCCACCCCCAAUUUCUUCACAAACAGCUGGCUGGUAUUUCUGGUUUCUUUUACACACGUGCAGCUGCAUCAGCCUGGUGGAUUGUCUGCAAUCAAGCCUGAUUCCAUGCCCUAUCUCAGGGGUAAGGAACGUGGCUCUUGAGACAUCAUUGGGCUUCAACUCCCAUAAGACCCAGCCAGCAUGGCUAAUGGUCAGGGAUUAUGGGAACUGUAGUCCAGCAACAUCUGAAGGGCAACAGGAUGCCCACCCCUGCUCUUCCUGGAUCAUGGUGAAUGUGAAAUGCUUUUCUAAUAGUCCUCUGUAACUGAUGUGACAAUUGGUUGUGAUGGCUUUCAUUUUAGCAUUAUAUUAUUAAGAAGACAGGGAGACUAGCCAUAAUGCUUGUCCAUUAGUUCUGAAGAUAGUCAAAUAUUAAUCUCAUCCUUCCAUCAGUCAGGCACCGACAAUAUUUAAUUACUUAAAAUAAAAAUAAACCGAGAGUCCUUCUGUACAUUACAUUUGGCCGUGCCAAUGGAGCAUCAGCUACAGGAAGAUUUGGGCAGAUAGGCAGGCAGGAGAGGAUGUCUUAUUCUACUGGAUAAAUCACAUUGGCCAUUAUCCAUAAAACUAAUUACAACAACGAAAAACACUUUCAUUCUGUGUUAAGGCAGGCUUUGUAGUUUUCCUUUCUAUCUGUCUUAAACUCCCAGGGAAGCUGUUCCACUGUAUUAAAAGCAAUAUUGAGGUGUGUGUAUAUUCUAUGUCGAGGCAACCUACAUUCUGCACCAAGAAAGGCUGAAUUAUGCAGUAGAAACCAUGUGGAUUUUACAUGCACACGUUUGCUUAUUUUGCAGAAUUACUUUGUGUUGCUUAAUUAUGAGAAAGAGCAAAUAACUAUCCAGGGCACUAAAGACUGAGCACUGGAAACUCCCCUGAGCCAACUUUGAUCUUUGAAGAUUUCGCCAUAUGUUACACCCACAGUUUCCAGCUUGCCUUCGCAAUCCUAAUGGCUAGUCACAAGCUUUUUUUUAAAGGGUGGGUGGGGAGGAAAGAGGGAAAAAAUGAAGCAUGGAAAGCUUUGAGAGAAUCUAGAACUGUAUGUUGUUUGUAUGUCUGCAGAAGCCACACAGCCUGCCAUACUGAAUCCAUUUGAAUAUGGAUGGUUCCUAUGCAUCUUCUGUCAUUCAGGUUUCAUAUUAUUUUCAAUGGCUCUGUGAUGCCUCCUAUCCUGCAGAGAGACAGUAUCAACUAUUUAAUCACCUUUCCUGUCUGCUAGUUUGGCUGCUGUGGUGUCAAUGGUCCAGAAGAUUUUGAAACUGGCCCUCAUCUUCGUCCCCUGUAUUCACACGAUGCAAUUCCUGAAGCUUGUUGUCGACGGGAACUCCAAUCUCGUAAUGGAGCAUUCAUCAACAAAGAAGAGUGUCUCAGGGGUAAUGAUAUGUAUCAAAACCAACAGGUAAGGGCAACACAGAAAUGGGAUUUUAAACUAUUGGGUGGGGGGAAUGUACAGUAUGGCGUGUGCAAGCACCCAUCUUAAAGUCCCUUUAAAAAAAACUUAUUUGUGCCAAAACUGAUGUAGACUUUGCCCCUUUCUUUUUUGAUUAACACAGUGGAAUAAAAGUGUUCAAUGAUCUUUCAUGAUACUUUCCACAAUCCUUCAGUGUGAUUUACUGUUGCCCACAUUUUUCAGAUGAGGAACUGAGAUUGAGAGAUGGUAACUUUCCCAACACCACACAGUAUGCCUAUAGAACAGGAGAGAAAGUUGAACCCAAGGAUCUGUGACGGCUUUCACAAUUGCAAACCAUCCGCCAUACAGAAUUGAAACCUGUUUUGUGUUUCUUAUAACUGGCAGAAGUAGUGAAGGCAGUCCCCUGCCCAGCUCUUUUGGGCAGCAUAUUUGUUCCAAUAGUUGCAAGGAAUAUUCCCUUCUUUCUAGUGCCAUCUAGGCAAAAUCUCUGCUUCUCAAGUUCAGCAGAAGCAAAGAGGCUAAGUGAUCCAUGUAAUAAUGUACAAGGGGAGAGUGAGUAGUCCUGUGGGCAGGUGUGGUAUGUGUGGUGAACAAGAGAUUAUUUUGGAGUAAAGUGCCAAAACAUGAGGAAACAUGGGCAGGAAAUUGAGGGACCCAGAAUGGUUGAUACAGCGUGGCAACUUGCAGAUCCAAGAGUGAUGCCAUUGGCUUGAGGAUUCAGUAUUAUCAGCAUGUAAUUUUGGUGAGUUACCUACCCUGAUUUGAUGUUAUAAACUAUAUCCAAGGCAAGCUGGAGUAGAUGCAGGCAGAGCAAUCCAAACACAGUCUAGUGGGGCAGGUGUGUGGAUGGAAUAGAGAUAUAAUAAUAAUAAUAAUAAUAAUAAUAAUAAUAAUAAUAAUAAAUUUAUUUAUACCCUGCCCAUCUGGCUGAGUUUCCCCAGCCACUCUGGGCGGCUUCCAAUCAAGUGUUAAAAACAAUACAGCAUUAAAUAUUAAAAACUUCCCUAAACAGGGCUGCCUUCAGAUGUCUUUUAAAAAGAAGAUAGCUGCUUAUUUCCUUCACAUCUGGUGGGAGGGCGUUCCACAGGGCGGGCGCCGCUACCCAGAAGGCCCUCUGUCUGGUUCCCUGUAACCUCACUUCUCGCAAUGAGGGAACCGCCAGAAGGCCCUCGGUGCUGGAUCUCAGUGUUCGGGCUGAACGAUGCGGGUGGAGACGCUCCUUCAGGUAUACAGGACCGAGGCCAUUUAGGGCUUUAAAGGUCAGCACCAACACUUUGAAUUUUGCUCGGAAACGUACUGGGAGCAAAUGCAGAUCUCUCAGGACCGGUGUUAUGUGGUCCCGGCGGCCACUCCCAACUCUCAACUCUGGUGGCUAAAACAGCCUGCUGCCAAACAUACUGGGUGGGCAGGACGCCCACUGACAUUUCCCCCACCAGUGGUGGCCAGCGGUAAGUCCCUACACGUUCUGAGGGCAGGGAGAGUGUGGCGCUGAGUUGGACCUUAAGAUGUGGUCUCACAGCUGCCAUGCAUUGGGCCUGGCCUGAAGCUAAGAGCUGUGCCAGCCCAGAGCUGGCAAAGGGAUCAGGCCCUGCCAUCCUGCCUAUGUUUUGCUGUUGCUGCUGAGGCUGUGGAUACAGUGGUGGCCCAACCUCCGCAGAGCCCUGGUGGUGCACCCUUAAAAGGGAUAGAUUUUGCAAAAUGUUUGAAAACUUGAGAUCUUGCCAAGCCAGAGAGACGACGUGAACUUCUUCUAAAGGUGGCAGGUUUUGCGAUUUUCAUUGCCAUAGAAUGGAGAUGUUGCAGUUCCGCUUCAUCAACAACAACAUCAUCAUAAUUUAUUUCUACCCCACCCAUCUGGCUGGGUUUCCCCAGCCACUCUGGGCAGCUCCCAACAGAAUAUUAAAAACACAAUAAAACAUCAAACAUUAAAAACUUCCCUAAACAGGCUGCCUUCAGAUGUCUUCUAAAAGUCAAGAUGGUAGCACAUCAGAAAAAAUAUACUAGUUGACCUAGACUCAUUCAGUAUUGUAAAACUAAUUAAUGACGGUGUCUGGAAUUCAAGAACUUGCAUCUCCAGAGCUGGGUUGAAAAAGAAAAUUUAAGUCAGCUUGUUGAACUCUUUUCCUUUGCAACGUGAUAUGUUUGUUCAUCUGUUUACGUAUCUAUGCAUCCUGUAGAACAAAUGGGGUCUCUGUAGUUAUAUUUCUGUCAGCCUUGCUGUAACUCCUGGAUUAUGCUUAGCUGGUCAGCUUUUGUGUCCCUAUGGGCUAUGCUGUCAAAAUGAACUUUUAAUGGACGCUCCUUCUUCCAGGGAUGCUUGAAGAGGGACCUGUCAUUUCAUGUCUUACCAGGUCAUCAAAAACGACCCCUGAAACACUUUGACUAUGAGUUUGGUUCAUGGCAGUUUCUUUCUUCCUAGGGCUGCUACACUGUGAUACUUAACUCCUUUGAGACGUAUGUGUACCUUGCAGGAGCUCUUGCCAUUGGCGUAUUAGCCAUCGAGGUAUAGUGGAAGGUUUCAUUAUUACUUUUUAAUAGAAUUUGCAUACCUUUUAAUUGUAAAUUAAACCUCAAAGCAGUUUGAGUUGGUAUGCUAAACACCAUAAAUCAUGUGGUUUCCUUUUUGUAGCUUCCCACCACAUCUUUCUGUCUAAUUUAGUUGUAUAUUAUCUGUAGUAGUUUAAAAGUGGAAGAAUUUAUUUGAAGGGAGAAAAUAUAAUCAGACACUGCCCUCUGCUGUUGGGCAUAGUAUAAACAAUAGAUGCAUCAGACAUGACGAACUUGCUCAUUCUAAAUUCGCAUCUAAAAUGAAUUCAAGGGGUUUUAUUUAUCUGAAAUUGUAAAAUCAAAAUAGAUAUAUUUAAUUAUUAAUUUUGAAAUUAUUCAUAUGUUUGAUAGUAUGCCAGCAAAGAGGGCUUUUAAAUGUAUUUUUUUUAAAAAAAGCCAGUGAUAUUCAAUAGAACAUGCAAAGGAUAUUGACUGCUUGCAUAUACAGUGGUACCUCUGGUUACGUACUUAAUUCGUUCUGGAGGUCCAUUUUUAACCUGAAACUGUUCUUAACCUGAAGCACCACUUUAGCUAAUGGGGCCUCCUGCUGCCGCCGUCGCGCAAUUUCUGUUCUCAUCCUGAAGCAAAGUUCUUAACCCGAGGUACUAUUUCUGGGUUAGCAGAGUCUGUAACCUGAAGCGUAUGUAACCCAAGGUACCACUUGUAAUGCUAAAGCCAAGCUCCGUGGUUUGCUUUAAAUUCCAUAUUCCAAGCAAUGUGCUGACACGCACAACUUAAUAAUGAUGAUAAUAAUAAUAAUAAUAAUAAUAAUAAUAAUAAAUUUUAUUUAUAUCCCGCCCUCCCCAGCCAAAGCCAGGCUCAGGGCGGCUAACAACAAAUAAAUAAUCAAACAAUUAAAUAGUCCAACAUUCUAAAACAUUUCAUUAUAAAAAUUAAUUAAAAUCAAAUUAAUGGCAACCGUUGAGCAAAGUUCUGUGUAGGUUGCCGGAGGUGGGAGUCAGGCUGGGCCCUGACCAAAGGCCUGGUGGAACAACUCUGUCUUGCAGGCCUUGCGGAAAGAUGUCAGGUCCCGCAGGGCCCUAGUCUCUUGUGACAGAGCGUUCCACCAGAUUGGAGCCGCAGCCGAGAAAGCCCUGGCUCUAGUUGAGGCCAGCCUAACCUCUCUGAGGCCUGGGACCUUCAGGAUGUUUUUAUUUGCAGACCGUAGGUUCCUCUGUGGGGCAUACCAGGAGAGGCGGUCCCGUAGGUACGAGGGUCCUAGGCCGUAUAGGGCUUUAAAGGUUAAAACCAGCACCUUAAACCUUAAACCUUAAAAUAAUAAUAAUAUUUAUAUGCCGCCCAUCUGGCUGGGUUUCCAUAGCCACUCUGGGUGGCUUACAGUUUGAAUAAUCUCACUUCAUUCCUCAUUGGGAAGUAAACCACAGAGGGGCUGAAUUAGCAUUGCAACCAAGCUAAUGUUCCAUGGUUUGUUUCUCCUAAACAGACUAUGGAGCAUUACUUUGGUCUGUUUCUCCCAAACAAACCAUGGUUGGGAAGUCAAUAACAAACCUAGUUUGUUCAUGAUUCGUUUUCAGGCAGAGAAAUCACAUGCAUAGCUUCAGAUGCAACACUAACCCAACCAUUGCAUAGCUUGACCCUUUUUCCAGCUAGGGUAGCAGAGUAGGUGCACUUAAACUGCAAGUGCACAUUAGUUCAAAAAACCCUACAGCUUGGCUUAAUGUUACACAUGUACACAUCUGUGCUGUGUUCAGAAUUCCCCAGUUAGGGGGCUCUUUGGGGGCAUAUUUGACUUUGUGCCCUUCAUGCUUGUUUUGUGCUGUGCUUGCUUUGAGAGCUGGACCACAGCUGAGUCUGGUCAAGUCUUUCUAUUUUAAUGGGCUGUUUUGUCUCAUUUCUAACUUCUUCUCAGCUGUUUGCCAUGAUCUUUGCCAUGUGCCUCUUUCGGGGGAUCCAAUAG
Messenger RNA from Podarcis lilfordi (Lilford's wall lizard), 20470 nucleotides. NCBI's taxonomy places the organism in Eukaryota, Metazoa, Chordata, Lepidosauria, Squamata, Lacertidae. The record is from the annotation of a GenBank genome assembly.